Messenger RNA from Aspergillus glaucus CBS 516.65, 1047 nucleotides. Its product is annotated as FAD-dependent oxidoreductase. Gene Ontology annotation, molecular function: oxidoreductase activity. The record is from RefSeq and is a predicted model, not a curated record. Lineage: Eukaryota; Fungi; Ascomycota; Eurotiomycetes; Eurotiales; Aspergillaceae. Bases 1 to 1047 code for a protein of 348 amino acids. The transcript has 3 exons. Gene Ontology annotation, cellular component: mitochondrion.
AUGAGCUCCAAACCCAAGACAGGUGUACCUCACCAAGUACGCACAGCAGCAGAACCGCGCCAAAAUAGACUGUUUACAGUGCGAUUAACGCAUAUUGACGAACUCAACCCGACUGUCCGUCUGCUCCAAUUAACCAUCCCGCCUAAUGUACAGAGUCUAGAGAACGACAUUCAAGAUGGCGAUGAAGACAAAACACCCCAACCCCUAACCUUCCUCCCCGGUCAAUGGCUAGACGUCCAUAUCCCAACCAUUCCCAAUGCCGGCGGCUUUAGCAUUACCUCCACACCAGCAGAUGCAAACGUCCUACCAAUUCCCGAGCAACCGCCAAAAGAGCAUUUUGAUUCCGUCGCGGAGCCUGGUCUCCCACCUGUUGACUCUGCAGGGAGACCACCCUACGUCGAAUUGGCUGUGCAGAAGGCGCUGUCGAAUCCGGCGAGCGCAUGGCUUUGGAAACCCAAGGAUGAGAUCCUGGGUACGGAACUGGGGAUUCGUGUAGGUGGGGGUUUCGUCUGGCCGCCGUCAGGGAUUGAUCUGAAUGAUGUCCGGAAUGUAGUUUUGAUUGCUGGAGGUGUAGGCAUCAACCCUCUCAUCUCAAUUCUCUCCCACCUAAACAAUAACGAAUCCAACACCGUCCUCCCCAAUCCAACAAACAUCCAAGUCCUCUACUCCACUCGCCUCCCCGACCCCACUCCGUCCUCGACCGAAACAACACUAGACCAAAUUCUCUUUCUCUCGCGUCUCCGCCAUAUCACCCAGUCGCAAUGCCAAUCGCAUCGUCUGCGCAUCGGACUUGAUCUCUUCAUCACGGAUCUACCAGAUAAUUCGCCGCUAAGGACUGCUCCACCGGUCGAUAUUUCUAUUCAUCCACGGAGGAUCAGUCGUGAGGAUCUUGGAGUGGUUGUUAAGGGAGCGGAUGGGAGUGUUAGGCCGGAGGAGACGGUGUGUUAUCUGUGUGGGCCGCUGGGGAUGACGGAUGAGUUUGAUGGGAUACUUCGAGGGCUGCUUGGAGAUGGGCAGGAGAGGAUUUUCUUCGAAAAGUGGUGGUGA